Molecule: messenger RNA, 2352 nt
Organism: Rotaria socialis
Lineage: Eukaryota; Metazoa; Rotifera; Eurotatoria; Philodinida; Philodinidae
Source: the annotation of a GenBank genome assembly
AUGAAGUUUGGCGAGCAUUUAGCUGUUCAUAUAACGCCAGAAUGGAGCUCUCAAUACAUUGAAUAUCAAUAUAUGAAAGUAAUUCUGGAACAAGCAGUGGUUGAAGCACCUGACAAAAUGGAUAACGAUAACAAUAUGUUGCGUUCACAGUUUUUUCGUGAUGUCGAUAUUAGUUUCUUUCAGUUGUGCGAGAAAGAAGCGGCAAAGAUUAAUACUUUUUUUUCUGAAAAACUUGCUGAAUCAUCACGACGAUUUGAAGCUCUCAAAGACGAACUGCAGUACAUUGUAUCAGACGCUCAUUCUGGUUCUAAUCGAAGGGUAUCGAUUGUUUUUGAUCGAGGAUUAAAUACAAACAUGAAAAAUGAUAAUUAUCCAAAGAAUCUCAAAGACUCGAUCGCUCAACGUACUUGGCGUACUUCGUUAUCCAGUCUAGUACCUAUACGAUUAGCCAAAAGAACGCCUGAAUGGCAUUCGGAACACACGCACUACAAAAGUUUAAAUAAUUUAAAGACAGCUUUUAGUGAGUUCUACUUAAUGCUUGUUCUUUUACAAAACUACCAAGUCCUCAAUUUUACUGGCUUUCGUAAAAUAUUGAAAAAGCACGACAAAGUAUUUCAAACGGAACGUGGCAGUGUAUGGCGAAAAAUUCAUGUUGACACGGCUACAUUUCACACAUCGACCAAGGUCGCUGAACUUAUUCGGGAUAUAGAAAACAUAUUCACCGAUGCAUUCGAAUCUGGCAACAGAGUAGAAGCCAUGAAGCGCCUUCGGGUUCCACCUCUAGAUGAAAAAAACUCACCGAUGGUGACGUUUCGUUUUGGUCUGUUUGUUGGAAUGAUUUGUCUCUUAUUACCCGCUUUGUUUGCAUUCGGCACUCAGCUGAAUGUAAGCCAAUCGAACAAAACACUUGCCUGGCGCCAAGGAAUUCUACUCUAUCGUUCGACAUGUUUAAUAAUUAUUCAGAUUAUUUUUUCUGGUAUCAAUGUUUAUGGUUGGUCAUCAUCUGGUGUUAAUCAUAUUCUCAUAUUUGAAAUUGAUCCACGUCAUCAUUUAACUUAUCAACGCAUUCUUGAGAUUGGAACAUCUCUACUGGUUCUCUGGUUUAUCGGCUUCAUCGGAUUCAUUCUAGCAUCGUAUUAUGAUUGUUAUCCUUUUAUACAGCCACUUAUAUUUGUUGCAUUAAUGAUUCUAUUUGUUUUUAAUCCAAUACCAAUAUUCUAUCGUGAAGCUCGCUUCUGGCUCCUAAGGAAACUAGCUCGAGUUUUCUCAUCUCCUUUUCAUUCUGUUGGUUUUACAGAUUUUUGGCUAGGAGACCAGCUCACUUCUCUCGAAUUAGUUUUUUUCGAUUUGGAAUCAUUCUUCUGUUUUUAUUGUUCAAAUUCUACAUGGUGGUUCACAGAUUUGACAUCCCCAGCAUCUCACCAAGGCUUUUUUUGCACAGGUUGGUCUGAGAUUCUCUUGCAAUCGAUUUUUCUCAUGUUACCAUCUUGGUUUCGUUUUGCACAAUGUUUACGGCGAUAUCGUGACACGAAACAAGCAUUUCCACAUUUGACUAAUGCAGGUAAAUAUGCUACUGGCUUCUUUAUCAUAAUUACAAAUUCAUUGCGGCGUGCAACCACUAAAACAUAUGCUGCAAAUCAAGCGGAUAAUCCAUUUCUUUAUUUGUGGAUCAUCGCUGCAAUUAUUGGUUCUGUAUACAAACUUAUAUGGGAUCUCAAAAUGGAUUGGGGUUUUUUUGAUAAAAAAGUCGGCACUAAUAAAUAUUUACGUGAACAACUUGUUUAUUCAUCAAAAAUAUAUUAUUAUGCAGCUAUUAUAGAAGAUAUAAUCUUUCGUUUCGUUUGGACAAUCAAUAUAUUUAUCGCUUUUAAUGUGCAAUCAGCUGAAUAUACUGAUUUGAUCGGAUUUUGUUUCGGCAUCGUAGAAAUAUUUCGUAGAUUUAUUUGGAAUUUUUUUCGGUUAGAAAACGAACAUUUGAAUAAUUGUGGUCAAUUUCGUGCUGUACGUGAUAUUUCAAUUGUACCGAUGCCAGCAGACUUCAAUUAUAAAGCGAUUGACUCUAAGUUACGGAAACAACCGGGCAUCCGCACUCGAAAUCGAAUAACACCAAAAGAAACGAUUAUUGAAGAAGAUAAUACAUCCUGGACGGAUGUAAGUACACGCGAUGAUACCGAGAGCCGUAUAACGCAUUUUGUUCAAGACCUGACUCCAAUGCAUGAUAUUGUGGCAACCGACGAUAAUGCCAGUAGAAUACAUCAGCAAAUAGAAGAUAUAGCAUUAGAAGAUGAUCGUUUGAUAGUUACUCAAGAUGAGACUGAUCCGUCGAAUAGAAUUGUUGAAAUGUCAAACUAG